This is a messenger RNA of Sesamum indicum (sesame), 1910 nucleotides long. Its product is annotated as protein DETOXIFICATION 27. Lineage: Eukaryota; Viridiplantae; Streptophyta; Magnoliopsida; Lamiales; Pedaliaceae. Gene Ontology annotation, molecular function: xenobiotic transmembrane transporter activity; antiporter activity. The record is from RefSeq and is a predicted model, not a curated record. Gene Ontology annotation, cellular component: membrane. Gene Ontology annotation, biological process: xenobiotic detoxification by transmembrane export across the plasma membrane.
UACUAUACCGCAAUCAAUAAAAGGUCCAAAUCCAUGUUCUCAAUCAUUUUGGUCCCCUUCAGAUAUACCUCAACUUUGUGGUAUAGUCUCUCCGUCUACCUCAUUCUACGUUCAUUCUUGAACAUGGAAAGCUCGAAAGGUGAAGGACUAAACCAACCCCUGUUGUUAGAACCAAAAGACCUCGACAAAAACCACAAGAAUGAUGCAACCUGCACUGACACUAAUACACUCCAAGAAAACAGCCUUCCCGCUAAGGUAUGGGACGAAACGAAGCAGCUGUGGCACAUUGUCGGCCCAACAGUCAUUUCCCGGAUUUCCAAUGCCACCAUGAACAUCAUCAGCCAAUCAUACGCUGGCCACCUUGGCGAUCUAGAACUCGCUUCCGUUUCAAUCGCCAACAACGUUAUUGUCGGCUUCAACUGGGGCCUUCUGUUGGGAAUGGCAAGUGCUCUGGAGACUCUAUGCGGGCAAGCAUUCGGAGCGAAAAAGUACAGCAUGCUGGGAACAUACAUGCAAAGAUCCUGGAUUGUUCUCUUCUUGUGCUGUUUCCUUCUUCUCCCCUUAUACGCCUUUGCAACCCCGAUUCUGAAACUGUUGGGCCAACCCGACGACAUCGCCCAGCAAUCAGGCCACCUGGCGCUGUGGUUUAUUCCGUUGCAUUUCAGUUUCGCAUUCCAGUUCCCGUUGCAGAGAUUCCUGCAAAGCCAGCUGAAAACAGGCGUCCUGAUUUGGGUUUCACUGUCGGCCCUGGUGAUUCAUGUGUUCCUGAAUUGGGUUUUGGUGAGCAGGAUUCAGCUUGGAGUUGUUGGAGUCGCCCUGUCUCUGGAUAUCUCGUGGUGGGUUCUGGUUUUGGGCAUGUACUUGUACGUAGCUUGCGGCGGGUGCCCGCAGACCUGGACGGGGUUUUCUCUUCAAGCCUUUUCCGGGCUCCUGGAAUUUCUCAAGCUCUCUGCUUCUUCUGGUGUCAUGCUUUGUUUGGAGAACUGGUACUACAGGAUACUGAUUGUAAUGACUGGUUUCUUCGAAAAUGCUAAAUUGGCCGUGGAUGCAUUGUCAGUAUGUAUGACUAUCAAUUCAUGGGAGAUGAUGUUUGCACUCUCCUUUUUUGCUGGAAUCGGAGUAAGAGUUGCAAAUGAGCUGGGCGCUGGAAAUGGGCGGGCAGCAAAAUUUGCGACAAAAGUGUGCGUGGUGCAAUCAUCUCUAAUAGGCUUAUUCUUCUUCACCAUCGUACUGAUCUUCCGGGGCAAGCUAGCCUUCAUAUUCUCUUCCAGCACUCAAGUCGUCGGAGCAGUCGACAAUCUUGCUUUCCUCUUAGCUUCCAGCAUUCUUCUCAAUAGCGUUCAGCCCGUUCUGUCAGGGGUGGCUGUUGGAUCCGGAUGGCAAUCGUCAGUCGCAUGGAUAAACAUCUUUUGCUACUACAUCGUCGGCCUCCCGGUCGGACUUCUCAUGGGUUGGGGCUUCCAUUUGGGAACUGCGGGGAUCUGGGCAGGAAUGGUCUUUGGUGGAACUGCAGUACAAACCCUGAUAUUGUCCAUCAUGACAGCAAGAACAAAUUGGGAAGUGGAGGUUGAGAAGGCCGAUAGUCGUGUCAAAAGGUGGUCAAUUUCUGAUGUGGAGUCUCACCAGUGACCGGAUGAUCAAUCAUGAUAUUUCCAUUUUCAACGGACAUGAUUCGAUGCCAACUUUAUGCACCAAUAUUCUUCAUUAAUGUGGUUAGUGUAAUGAUUAUUUUCUUUUAUAAUAAUUAUGGGGCCCUUUCUGUAAUAUUAGAUUAGAAACACGAGGAGGAUUAAUAUUUUAGUUGAAACGAGUUCACUUUAUUACAUCAUAUGUACACACAAUAUUUACGUACCAUAUACAUUUCUGGACCUCUUGUUAUAUCAAACUAGAAAUAUAACUACACAAGCAGA